Molecule: messenger RNA, 228 nt
Organism: Paramecium octaurelia
Lineage: Eukaryota; Ciliophora; Oligohymenophorea; Peniculida; Parameciidae
Source: the annotation of a GenBank genome assembly
AUGAACAAACCAGGGAUUGGACUGAUAUCACUUCACAUAGUUUUUAUAGAGAAAUCUUUUGGUGAUAGUGAUGAAGGAAAUUCUACUUUAGAAUAUUCUGAGAAAUCUCUAUUGGACAAUAAAGUUCGAUUUGCUGAUGAAAUUUUAAUUUGUUUUUUUCAUCAAUCAGAUAAGGUAACCUAAAUUAAUGAGGGAAAAAAGAGAACGAUCAAAGAAAAUCUAAAAUGA